Messenger RNA from Anopheles maculipalpis, 1239 nucleotides. Its product is annotated as proliferation-associated protein 2G4. The transcript is spliced from 5 exons. The record is from RefSeq and is a predicted model, not a curated record. NCBI's taxonomy places the organism in Eukaryota, Metazoa, Arthropoda, Insecta, Diptera, Culicidae. Bases 10 to 1239 code for a protein of 409 amino acids.
GCCGUAACAAUGCCUCCAGCAGAGAAGCAGGUCGAGCAGGAAUCGACGAUUGACGAUCCGACUGUAGUGGAAAAGUACAAAAUAGCCGGUGAUAUUGUGAAUAAAACUCUUCAAACCAUCAUCCGAGCAUGUGUUGCAGGCGCCUCAGUGAAAGAAAUUUGCCUGAAGGGUGAUAGUAUGUUGACCCAGGAAGCAGCUAAGAAAUACAAGAAUGAGGAAGAAAUGAAGAAAGGCGUCGCCUUCCCGACGUGCCUCUCGGUGAACAAUUGCAUUUGCCACUUUUCGCCAGCUCGCAAUGAUCCGGACUAUCUGCUGAAGGAGAACGAUGUGGUCAAGAUCGACCUUGGGGCACACAUUGACGGUUUCAUCGCGGUCACGGCCCACACGAUCGUGGUCGGUGCAACGGCUGAGAAUAAGUGUAAGGGCCGGGCGGCUGACGUUGUCCUUGCGGCGUACCACGCUAGCCAGGCAGCACUUCGCCUGCUGAAGGAAGGCACCGGGAACUACGCGGUGACGGAUGCGGUACAGAAAAUUGCCUCCGACUUCAAGUGCAAACCGAUCGAGGGUAUGCUGAGCCAUCAGCUGAAACAGUUCAAAAUUGAUGGCGAAAAGACGAUCAUCCAGAACCCAACGGUGGCGCAAAAGAAGGAGCACGAGAAGUGUGAAUUCGAAAAGUACGAAGUGUACGCGAUGGAUGUGCUGAUCAGCACCGGCGAAGGACUCGGUAAGGAGCAGGACACGCGUGUCGCGAUCUACAAGAAAACGGAGGAAAACUAUAUGCUGAAGCUGAAGGCAUCCCGUGCGUUCUUCGGCGAGGUUAAAAGGAAGUAUGGUUCGAUGCCUUUCAAUUUGCGAAACUUUGAAGAAGAAGCAAAGGCCAAGCUGGGCGUCAACGAAUGUGUGACGCACAAAAUGGUUGAACCCUUCCAAGUAUUAUACGAAAAGCAUAAUGAAUACGUUGCUCAGUUCAAAUACACGGUGCUCAUCCUGGACAGUGGACUGAAGGUCGUCACCGGCCACCCGUUCGAUGAGAGCUGCUUCGAAAGCGAAUACAGCGUGCAAGACGAAGAAAUGAAGAAGUUGCUCGCCUCGAAGCUGGGUCCAAGCAACAAGGACAAGAAGAAGCGCCGCAGGAGAAAUAAGAAGAAGGGUGCGGCCACCGGUGGAGCGGACGAUGAUGCCGAAGGGGACGAUAGUGGUGAAGAGGAAGCAGAAGACAAAAAGGAAGAGCAAGCAUAA